CGAGAACUGAAACGAAUGGGGAUCGAACUGCUCUGCCUGUUCUUUCUAAUCCUAGGAAGGAAUGAUCACGUACAAGGUGGCUGUGCUACAGGAGGUGCUGAGACCUGUGAAGACUGCUUACUCAUUGGACCUCAAUGUGCCUGGUGUGCUCAGGAGAAUUUUACCCACCCAUCUGGAGUUGGUGAAAGGUGUGAUACCUCAGCAAAUCUUUUAGUUAAAGGAUGUCAACUAAAUUUCAUAGAAAACCCUGUUUCCCAAGUAGAAAUACUUACAAAUAAGCCUCUCAGUAUAGGAAGACAGAAGAAUAGUUCUGACAUUGUUCAGAUAUCACCUCAAAGCUUGAUCCUUAAAUUGAGACCAGGCAGCGAGCAGACUCUGCAAGUGCAAGUUCGCCAGACUGAGGAUUACCCAGUGGACUUAUAUUACCUCAUGGACCUCUCAGCCUCCAUGGACGAUGACCUCAACACAAUCAAGAAGCUGGGCUCCCUACUUUCUAAGGAGAUGUCAAAAUUAACUAGCAACUUUAGACUAGGCUUUGGUUCUUUUGUGGAAAAACCUGUCUCCCCUUUUAUAAAAACAACACCAGAAGAAAUCUCUAAUCCUUGCAGUAGUAUUCCAUACUUAUGCUUACCUACAUUUGGAUUCAAGCACAUUUUGCCAUUGACAAAAGAUGCUGAAAAAUUCAAUGAAAUUGUGAAGAAUCAGAAAAUUUCAGCUAACAUUGACACACCUGAAGGAGGAUUUGAUGCAAUAAUGCAAGCUGCUGUAUGUAAGGAAAAAAUUGGCUGGCGUAAUGACUCCCUCCAUCUCCUGGUCUUUGUGAGCGAUGCUGAUUCUCAUUUUGGAAUGGACAGCAAAUUGGCAGGCAUUGUUAUUCCUAAUGAUGGGCUUUGUCAUUUGGACAACAAGAAUGAAUAUUCCAUGUCAACUGUUUUGGAAUAUCCAACUAUUGGACAACUCAUUGACAAACUGGUGCAAAAUAAUGUGUUACUGAUUUUUGCUGUAACUCAAGAACAAGUUCAUUUAUAUGAGAAUUAUGCAAAACUCAUUCCUGGAGCCACAGUAGGGCUGCUUCAAAAGGACUCUGGAAAUAUUCUCCAGCUGAUCAUUUCCGCUUAUGAAGAAAUACGCUCUGAGGUGGAACUGGAAAUAUUAGGAGAUACGGAAGGACUCAACCUGUCAUUCAUGGCUAUCUGCAACAAUGGCACUGUGUUCCCACACCAAAAGAAGUGCUCCCACAUGAAGGUGGGAGACACAGCCUCAUUCAACGUGACUGUGAGCAUCCCCAACUGUGAGAGAAGAAGCAGGCACAUUGUCAUAAAGCCUGUGGGGCUGGGGGACACCCUAGAAAUUCUUGUCAGUCCAGAAUGCAACUGCAACUGUCAGAAAGAAGUGGAAACGAACAGCUCCAAAUGCCACAAUGGCAACGGCUCCUUCCAGUGUGGGGUGUGUGUGUGCAACCCCGGCCACAUGGGCCCUCACUGCGAGUGUGGGGAGGACAUGCUGAGCACAGAUUCCUGCAAAGAGUCCCCAGAACACCUCUCCUGCAACGGAAGAGGCGAUUGCUACUGUGGACAGUGCAUCUGUCACUUGUCUCCCUACGGAAACAUUUAUGGGUCUCACUGCCAGUGUGACGAUUUCUCCUGCGUGAGGCACAAAGGGCUGCUCUGCGGAGACAAUGGCGAUUGUGACUGUGGUGAAUGUGUAUGCAGGAGUGGUUGGAUGGGCGAGUACUGCAACUGCACCACCAGUACAGAUGCCUGCCUUGCUGAAGAUGGGCUGCUGUGCAGCGGGCGAGGUGACUGCAUCUGUGGCAAGUGUGUUUGCACAAACCCUGGUGCCUCCGGACUGACCUGCGAACGAUGCCCCACCUGUGGCGAGCCCUGUAACUCUAAGCGGAGCUGUAUUGAAUGUCAUUUAUCUGCAAAUGGCCAGACUAAAGAAGAGUGUGUUGACAAAUGCAUACUAGCUGGUGUGAUCAUCAAUGAAGAUGAAGAUUUCUCAAAGGAUACUUCUGUUUCCUGUUCUCUGCAAGGAGAAAAUGAAUGUCUUAUUACAUUCCUAAUAACUACAGAUAAUGAGGGGAAAACCAUCAUUCACAAUAUCAGUGAGAAAGACUGUCCAAAGCCCCCAAACAUUCCUAUGAUCAUGUUGGGAGUCUCACUGGCUAUUCUUAUCAUUGGUGUUGUCCUACUCUGCAUUUGGAAGCUGCUGGUUUCAUUUCAUGAUCGUAAAGAAGUUGCCAAAUUUGAAGCAGAACGAUCGAAGGCCAAGUGGCAAACGGGAACCAAUCCACUGUACAGAGGCUCCACCAGCACCUUUAAAAAUAUAACCUAUAAACACAGGGAAAAACAAAAGAUGAACCUUUCCACGGAUGGAUAG
This is a messenger RNA of Sorex araneus (European shrew), 2382 nucleotides long. RefSeq names its product integrin subunit beta 6 (gene ITGB6). Gene Ontology annotation, molecular function: integrin binding. Gene Ontology annotation, biological process: cell adhesion mediated by integrin; cell migration; cell-matrix adhesion. The record is from RefSeq and is a predicted model, not a curated record. Gene Ontology annotation, cellular component: focal adhesion; integrin alphav-beta6 complex; cell surface. The coding region runs from base 16 to 2382 and encodes 788 amino acids. The transcript has 15 exons. Lineage: Eukaryota; Metazoa; Chordata; Mammalia; Eulipotyphla; Soricidae.